UACAGUAUCUUGUAGAUCAUCGGACUGAAUGAAGAUGAAGAUUGAAGCUCUUCUCCUCAUUUUAGCUGCUCUGCAGCAGGAUCACACAGCAGCUGCUGAAAGACUGAUAUAUCCUCUGGAUAUGGCUCUGAAUUCAGUUGAUGAUCAGUAUAAGGGAUGCACAGAGAAAAUGGCAGCUCAGGUGAAAACAGAUUAUCUUAAGAAAGAGCUUCAAAACUCAAAUGAUUUUAAAAAGGUUUGGCAAUCAGGAAAAAAGUAUAUUAAACAUAGAAAAAAGAAAAGCUCAUUAGAUAUAUUACAUGAACUUGCCAUGUAUGCGUACACCUACCCAGGAAAUAAUGAAACACCAAAAAUUUUUAAUAAAUUCAAUGAAGACACUCGUAAGGGUAAAGAGAACUACAGAGCCAACACGUACAACUGGUAUUCACUUCACUUUCUAUUAACAGACGCAAUACACAUUUUGAAGAACAAGCAAAAUAAAUGCUUUGAGACUUUUCGUGGUACAAAUGUUACGUUUAAUGGUCAGGCUUUUACAAGCGUUCGUUUUGGCUCAUUUACAUCAUCCUCUAUUUAUGAUGACGUAGCAGAAAAAUUCGGAAAGUUAUCUUGUUUUGAGAUUCAAACUUGCGAAGGCGCUUAUAUUGCAAUGUAUUCUAUGGAUCAUGAUGAAGGAGAGGUGUUGAUUCCUCCAUAUGAGGUGUUUAAUAUCACUCGAAUCAAGACAAAAAAUGAGCAGAAUGAUCUCUGGUGUGACACUGUGUAUGUGUUGAACAGCACUGGAGUAAAGAGUGACCUGAACUGUGUUGCUAUUUAGGACGUCUUAAGAAAGUAUUAUGAUGUGAGAUGAACAAAAGUACAUUGAGUUCAUAUAUCGUUAGU
Molecule: messenger RNA, 879 nt
Organism: Danio aesculapii
Lineage: Eukaryota; Metazoa; Chordata; Actinopteri; Cypriniformes; Danionidae
Product: NAD(P)(+)--arginine ADP-ribosyltransferase 2-like
Exons: 2
Coding region: 29-814 (261 amino acids)
Molecular function (GO): NAD+-protein-arginine ADP-ribosyltransferase activity; NAD+ poly-ADP-ribosyltransferase activity
Source: RefSeq, a predicted model, not a curated record